CGGCGGUGUGUAAUCCUCGCACACGAGCCAGUCGGUGUAUUACCAGUUGUCUCUGUGGGACUCGGAGGAAGAAGGAGGAAGGCUUAACGUUAGGGAAACGCGCUCGGUGCUCUUUGUGCGUCUGUCAGUGUGCCGUGCGCUCAGUCUGGGGAGCGCUGCCCGCGUGAGCCGCCGCUGCCACGGAUGUGCGCCCGAGAGUGAAGGAGCUGCCAUUGAUUGCACCGGGCCUGGGCUGGGACAGGACAAGAUGAGCGAGCGUUUUGAUUGCGACAACUGCAAGGAAUCCCUGUAUGGCCGCAAGUACAUCCAGGCCGAGGAUCAACCGUACUGCAUCCCCUGCUACGACAGCCUGUUUGCCAACACCUGUGAUGAGUGCAAGGAGCUGAUUGGUCAUGACUCGAGGGAACUGUUCUAUGAGGAGCGGCACUAUCACGAGCACUGCUUCCGCUGUUUCCGGUGCGACCGCUCACUGGCUGACGAGCCCUUCACGAGCCAGGAUGAUGCCCUGCUAUGCAAUGACUGUUACUGCAACGAGUUCUCCUCCAAGUGCGUGGCCUGUGACAAAACUGUCAUGCCAGGUACAAGGAAGCUUGAGUAUGCAGGCAACACAUGGCAUGAAGCCUGCUUCAUCUGCAACAGCUGCAAGCAGCCCAUCGGCUCCAAAUCCUUCAUUCCGGAUAAGGAUGAGCACUACUGCGUGCCCUGCUAUGAGAACAAAUUUGCCCCACGCUGUACCCGCUGCAAACAGGUGCUGGCCAAAGGGGGUGUGACCUACCGGGAUGAGCCCUGGCACAAGGAGUGCUUCGUGUGCACGGGAUGCAAGGUGCAGCUGGCUGGCCAGCAUUUCACAUCACGCGAAGACAGUCCCUAUUGCCUCAAGUGCUUCGGCAACCUCUAUGCCAAGAAGUGCGAGUCCUGCAGGAAGCCCAUCACAGGUUUUGGUGGAGGCAAGUAUAUCUCUUUUGAGGAGCGCCAGUGGCAUCAGUCCUGCUUCACCUGCUCACGCUGCUCCAUCUCACUGGUGGGCGCUGGCUUCUUCCCUGACAGGGACCAGAUCCUCUGUCGUGACUGCAACAAUAACCUAUAAACCCCUCUCUCCUGUACUCAACAUCGUAACCCCGGACUACACUCCCACAUCAGUCCACUGGUCAUUUGAGUGUCACCUUGCUGUCCCGAGGGGCGCAUUUGUACAUUGUUUGCUUUGUGCCUUGGUGGCAGAAAAUGUUAAGUGAAACCGUAAUAUCUAUGAUUAGCAAGAAAAAAAACCAAAGUUAACUUUUGUUCAAGGUCUGUCAAUUUGUUGUGAAACAGUGCUGAAAAAAUAAAACUGCUUUUCAUUUUCAAAGUGUAUUCCUCUCAAUUAGACAGUGUGAGCCAGAAAAGAGGUCAAAAAUAUUGAAGAUUAAAGGCAUUUAUUGGCACACCCUAUCCUUUCAGCUGACAUGUAAUUACAGUUCGAUCUUAGCUUUCAGAAGUGCUGUAAUUCGAAGUCUGCCCAGCACCCGUGAUAUAUCUACCUAUUGAGAACCCAGUCUCAUUAAAACUAAGUCUACCAUCAUGCUCUUAAAGCGCAGUCUUUUGCUCUUAAAAUGCAGGUCCUGUUUUUUUGCAGUAAGCUUUCUCGGUUGUAACUGUUAAUGAGUUCCAGCUUCAGUAAGCUCUGCAUAAAUUGGCAGUUAGGAAGUCAGUCUGAGUGUAUAACACAGGCCCAGAGCACAUGGAAACUUUAACCCUCCUUCUAACAAACACAGCAGCCAUGUACUUGCGGCUCGUUCGCUUUGGUCAGUUCUGUCUCUCAUCUGGCAGCCAUUAAGGCCAUGCUGGAAUUUGCCAUCUGUGGAUGGGUCAGCAUUUGAUCUGCCGCUUCCAUCUGGACCUUGGAUCCAAACAAACCGAAAGCUAGGCCCAACACCCCACUGGUAAUCCAGACUCAACAACAGCAAACUGGGCAUCUUGGGUGCUACUCAGCAAUGGCCAACCAGAAAGCUACAGCCUGCCUAAUAAAGGGAACCCAGUUUCCAGGAUUUCUGGGCAGCUGCCAUGCCUCCUCCAUCCAGUGCUGUGCUCACACUUAUCCCACACAUUUAUGUAAACUUGAUCUUACUGCACAACUCUGAUGUUACAGGCAAUAAUUUGAGUGCACAAUUAAGAGUGUAGAGACCACCCCUCUUAAACAUACUGUAGAUAGUCAUUGUUUGCUUGAAAAAACACACUGAUGUGUAUACCAAUGCAUUCUGCUGUUGCCAAAUUUGUUGUACAUGAUUUUGUGUGAACAGCUCACCACCAAAGGGUCUUAAUGACGCUCAGAUAUGUAGUCUUAAACGAUUUUAUACCUAUGAAGUUUUGUACACAUUCAAAGUGGUCAGAAAGAAUGAUGAAGCUGUGAUGUCACAGCUUUUUUGUAUAUGAAAUAUCUUUGCCAUGUUGUUUCAGACUUUUUUUGUGGUCAUCACCAGCAGGUCAUAUUUUUAGAGAAUUUAAGAAAAUGAGAAAAAAUGACAGAGAAUGGAAAAAGUACUUAAUGCUUUUGAUUGUGCUGUUUAAUCUUGGUAGUUUCAUAACAACAUGCAAACUGGAGGUAUUGUGUUCCUCUUUGAUCGUAUGAAUGCAAUAUACUGUACCUUGCACCAUGUCAUAAAAUAGUUCUUGAAACAAAAGCCAAGCAUGUGCAAAAGUACACUGCAACCUAUCGUUAUGCCUCACGCAUCAUUUUAACCACUAAUUAUCCUAUUACUGCUACCUUGACCUUGACUAAUCUGCAAAUUGAAUAAAAGAGCUCAUCAUAAGGCUUUGUUGUCUUUUAUGUUUUGUAUAUCAUUGUUUCUCAAAGUAGUUUUGCCAAUAUAGCCAUUAUUAUGUGUUAAGAGUGAAUGGGCUAGCCCCAAAGAAAUAUUGCUGCAAUGACAUAAAUGGAAUGCAUGUUGUUGUUGUU
Scleropages formosus (Asian bonytongue) is the source of this 2932-nucleotide messenger RNA. It is a transcript of the gene fhl3a, whose product is annotated as four and a half LIM domains 3a. The coding region runs from base 248 to 1087 and encodes 279 amino acids. Gene Ontology annotation, biological process: actin cytoskeleton organization. NCBI's taxonomy places the organism in Eukaryota, Metazoa, Chordata, Actinopteri, Osteoglossiformes, Osteoglossidae. Gene Ontology annotation, molecular function: transcription coregulator activity; actin binding. The record is from RefSeq and is a predicted model, not a curated record. The transcript is spliced from 6 exons. Gene Ontology annotation, cellular component: stress fiber; nucleus; Z disc.